Spinacia oleracea (spinach) is the source of this 2651-nucleotide messenger RNA. RefSeq names its product peptide methionine sulfoxide reductase A1. The record is from RefSeq and is a predicted model, not a curated record. Bases 1537 to 2325 code for a protein of 262 amino acids. Gene Ontology annotation, cellular component: cytoplasm. The transcript is spliced from 2 exons. Gene Ontology annotation, molecular function: peptide-methionine (S)-S-oxide reductase activity. Lineage: Eukaryota; Viridiplantae; Streptophyta; Magnoliopsida; Caryophyllales; Amaranthaceae. Gene Ontology annotation, biological process: cellular response to oxidative stress.
CCCUUAAUACUUGACCUGUUUCUAAACAUGUAAAUAUUCUAACAAUAUUAUAUUAUUUCUCACUCCACCGCUAUUAACCCACCUACCCCCUACUCCAUACAAAAAAUAAUUAAAAAUUCAACCCCUACUCUCCCCCAACCUCACCUCUUAACCCACCUCCCACUAACUACAUUAAAAUAAUACCCUACUAUCAACUACUAUCUAUUAAAUUAAAUAAGUCAAUUCAAAACCUUUAAAUUCUGUGCCGGUCAAACCGGGUCGAGUAUUCCGGGACGGAGGGAGUAUUUGUACUAGAGAUACCUGGCCUAACUUGCUUGUGACUUGUGACUUACUCUUAUUCAAAUUUGGCUAGGCCAUAACUCGGUUUGUAUGAGCUUAACUCGAUUUUAAAUUCAGAACUUCUAUGCUAAUCUAAUGGCACUAGCCGCACCACCGAACUUCAAAAUCUUAACCAAUACUCCUUUUGUCCCUAUUUGUUGAGGUAGGUUACACGGUUUUUGCCCCAUAUUUUCGCUUAUUGCGUUGAAAAGUCAAACAAAGUACUAAGUACCGGCAAUAAUGACAGUAAUUAAUAAAACAAUGACAAUAUUUUAAUACAAUAAUAACAAUAUUUAUGCAAACGAUGACAAUACUUAUAUAUAACACUUAAUACACAACACUUUUACCCAUUAAUUUAAUAUGCAAUACUUUUACCUAUUUAUUUAAACGAUCCCUUUACUUUUUCUAUUUCAUUUCAUUUCCUUUUUUCUGGGUGAUUGACAGUAUUUUAAUAUAACAAUGACAAUACUUAUAUUACCGUUGACUAUAUAACAAAUUAGCAACCAUUUCACACAUUUAUUUAAGGGCCAACCAACUUUUUCAAUUUCUUUUCUUUUACAUUCUUUUUGGGGUGGGUAUGGGGCAAACACCCGUUGGUGGACAACGUUGUAACCUAACUCCUAUUUGUUUGCCUCAUUUGUUAUAUUAGUCCGUCCCUAAAUAUAGUCCCUCUAUCGUAAAUGUUUAUGGGACUACAAUUUUACUCUCAUAUAUAAUACAUUUGGCACACCACUUUUGAAUUUUCUCAAUUCUAUUUACUCAUUUCUUAAUGAAGCACAUUUGUUUUAAGGGACGAACAAUAAGGGACAGAGAAAGUACUUAAACACCUACAAAAAUAGAAAUGAUAUUUGGUCAGAUCGUUUGACAAAAGAUCCGGACUACUCAUCCAAAUAUCAAGGAGAGGGAAGAGAGAGAGACAAAAAGUGAUCUAUGAAUAAUUGAGCACCACGUCAGUCAAUCCAACCACACACAAACAAAAUUGCCAAAAUGCAAAUUGUCCCUACAUUCCACCCUCACUCGAUAAGGCUUACAAAAUUUCCCAUCAACAUUUUCCAGAAAAACCAAUCCUACACACAACCAACAUUUCUAGAUUAAUCUUUCCCCAUUUGCAAUUUGCACCCCUGAAAUUAAUUUUAGGCCACUUCCCAUAUUCAAUUUCUUCAAGAACAAUUCAAUUCCUUUGACCUUCCCAAUAAAUUAUCUUCCACGAAAAAAACAAUGUUGAAAACCAUAACAUCAUCAUCUCCAUCCCUCCCACUUCUCUUCAAAUUCAAUAAAUCUUCAUCUUCUUCAUCCUUAUCUCGUUGUCUCUCUUUCCCUUUCUCAAAACCCUCAAACCCACCAACACUUCGCACUUUCUCUGUUCUCAAUUCCUUCAAAAACCCCAUGAACAACCUCCUUGGAAAACUGGGUUUUGCUUCUAGAACCCCCGUAGAAGCUUCAUUGGCGGAUUCUUCUGCAAUUGCGCAAGGCCCAGAUGAUGACUUGCCUGCCCCUGGUCAGCAGUUUGCUCAAUUUGGGGCAGGUUGUUUUUGGGGGGUAGAAUUGGCAUUUCAAAGGGUGCCUGGUGUGAGCCGUACUGAAGUUGGUUAUACCCAAGGGCUCACUCAUAAUCCUACUUAUGAGGAUAUUUGUUCUGGGAUGACUAACCAUUCUGAGGUUGUUAGGGUUCAGUAUGAUCCCAAAGUGUGUAAUUAUCAGGAUCUUCUCGAUCUUUUUUGGGCUAGACAUGAUCCUACUACUCUUAACCGUUCAGGGAAUGAUGUAGGGACACAGUACAGAUCAGGAAUAUACUUCUAUACACCUGAGCAAGAACAAACUGCAAUUGAAUCAAGGGACCUUCAACAAAAGGUUUUAAACAGGACAAUCGUGACCGAGAUUCUGCCUGCAAAGAAGUUCUACAGAGCUGAAGAGUACCAUCAACAGUACCUUGCUAAGGGUGGCCGGUUUGGUUUCAGGCAAUCCACUGAGAAAGGGUGCAAUGACCCUAUUCGAUGCUAUGGCUAAAUUCUGUCAAGUCUCGGGUACUUAGUUAAUUACUCAUACAGUCAGUCAUACUUGUUUUGGACCCUUGUUUUGGGUUAGAUUAUGCCUAUAAAUCUAUAAUUAUGUUGUAUAGAAAAAUUCAGACUGCAUAUUUUGCUGGUGUGAGAUUGCUGUUGGCUCAUACAGGUCACAGCCUUCUUGUAUCCAUUUACGUUGACUUUUAUUGACUGAUUACCGAUCUUUAUGUAUAAUAUACUGCUUGUAAAUUCAAUGGCAUCUUAUCUGUUUCAGGAAUAGCAUAUAUAUGUAUAAUAUACUGCUGUUAUUGGAUGAUUCCUUUGUCCUAA